Molecule: messenger RNA, 1969 nt
Organism: Saccoglossus kowalevskii
Lineage: Eukaryota; Metazoa; Hemichordata; Enteropneusta; Harrimaniidae
Product: cell division control protein 45 homolog
Biological process (GO): mitotic DNA replication preinitiation complex assembly; DNA replication initiation; double-strand break repair via break-induced replication
Cellular component (GO): DNA replication preinitiation complex
Molecular function (GO): chromatin binding; single-stranded DNA binding; DNA replication origin binding
Source: RefSeq, a predicted model, not a curated record
GCCCAAUCGCCGAUCGUUUCGCAAAAUAGCAAGGAACAGAAAUAAGCGACCCGCCAAAGACAAACUUGUUUUCCUGAGAUUUACUGUGUUUGUGAAUAUAUAGUUCUAGUUAGUACUCUGACGAGUCAUAAUGUUUAUAACGGAUUUCAAAAAAGAAUUUUAUGAUGUCGUUCUACAUCAGCGUGUACUUGUCCUGGUGGCACUAGAUGUAGAUGCAAUCUGUGCGUGUCGUAUAUUGCAGAAUAUGUUCCAAUGUGACCAUGUACAGUAUACGUUAGUACCAGUGUCCGGUAGACAAGAUCUAGAGAAAGCUUAUUUAGAGCACUCAGAACAGAUUGAAUAUGUAGUUUUGAUAAAUUGUGGAGCUAAUAUUGAUAUCUUGGAUACCUUACAACCAGAAGAAAAUGUACAGUUUUAUAUAUGUGAUAGUCAUAGGCCAAUUGAUCUUGUUAACAUUUAUAAUGAAACUCAGAUAAAAUUACUGAUGAAGAAAGAAGAUGACUUUUCAAAUAUUCCAGAUUAUGAAAAGGUUUUUCGUGACGAAGAGUCUGAUGAUGAAGACAGGGAUUCUGGGAAUGAAAGUGAUGGAUCAGCACCCUCUGGUAAAAGACGUAGACUGGAUGAGGAUGCACUGGAGCAACAAAUAGAGAAACGUAGAAAACUUCGGAUGUGGGAGGAAGAAAGACAAGAUAUACUAUUUAGAUAUGAAGAAUUUAGUUUUCAUGGAACAUCAUCUGCAUUGGUGUUAUUUGAAGAGUUAUCAUGGAAAAUGUCAAAAGACACCAGUGAGCUUCUUUGGCUGGCUAUUGUAGGGCUCUCAAGUCAGAUUGUCAUUGGUAAAAUUGAAAGAGAUAAAUAUGUGAGUGAUGUUGAUGAGUUGAAUCGUCAUGUAUCCCGUCAUAAUCAUCCUUUGAAUGACCAAGAUAUGGCUGUAUCUGUUGACUGUCUCAGAAUUGCAUUCAACAGGGAAUUACGUCUUUCACUCUACAGACACUGGUCUAUAUUUGAUAGUUUAUUUCAUUCUGUAUAUACAGCAUGUAGUUUUAAAGUAUGGACAAUGAAAGGUAAAAAGAAGUUACAUGAAUUUUUAGCAGACAUGGGUCUUCCUUUGGUUGAAAGUAAACAGAAAUACACAUCGAUGGAUAUGGCACUCAGAGAGAACCUUACAGACUGGAUUAAUAAAUCAGCUGAGAAGUAUGGAUUGGAUGACAUGUUCCACCCAUCAUUUCAAGCACAGUAUGGAUUUAAAAAUAAGUUUUGUGCCACUGAUUUUGUUUAUGCAGUUGGAGCUGUUCUGGAAUCUGCGGAUAAAAAUAAAUCUGAUGAGCAAAAGUUUUUGCAAGCAUUUGAUUGCCUAAAAAGGAGUAAUUUGGAUUUAUUAGAGAUUGGUUUAGACACUGCUAAAAAGCAAAUGACUGCAAUAUUGGAACAAGUGAGGACAUUACUUGAUAUGAAUCAGGUUAUCUGCGCUGGACCAUUUCUGUAUGCGUAUGUACAAAGUGGUAGUCCAGAUGUUCAGUUCUUCUCUAGACCCAUAUGUCUUAUAUUAUUAGCCAGGUUCACACUAGAAGCUUACAUCAAUGUAUCAAAGAGCAAGAGAGCCAAGACAUUGCCACUUGUUAUGAGUGCCCCUAUGGAUUUAGAAAGAGGAACAUCAAUUGUAGUUGGUAUACCACCAAAAAGGGAGCAAGAAAUACUGACAAAGAAUUUCUUUGGUAGAGCAUUUGAACAGGCCAGUGAGAAAACUAAUUGCAGAACAUUGCUGGAUAAUUUUGACUCCUCAAUUAUAGAAAUAAAGACAGAAGACAGAAGUAAAUUCUUUGAUGCAUUGAUAUCACUUUUAUCAUAAAUUUCUCUAACAUUAUCAAUAUUAUAGCAUGUGCUUCAUAUACCAUCCUAGCAACAACCAUCGUUAAGGACAGAAAUCAUUAUAUCAGAUUUAUAGAGAUAGAGACAAACUAAAUGCCCC